Molecule: messenger RNA, 3580 nt
Organism: Misgurnus anguillicaudatus (oriental weatherfish)
Lineage: Eukaryota; Metazoa; Chordata; Actinopteri; Cypriniformes; Cobitidae
Gene: ren
Product: renin
Biological process (GO): angiotensin maturation
Molecular function (GO): aspartic-type endopeptidase activity
Source: RefSeq, a predicted model, not a curated record
UAUAUAUUUAUCAAUGUAAUUUCCACAUACAGAAAGAAAUGUCAUCAUCAAGUUAUACAGUAUGAUCAGAUUUUUAAUUUUCACAUCAUCCCCUUUCAUGGAUGUUGAUUCAUGGCUGUAUAGGGUUAGCUUAGACAUUAAAUCUAAUGUGCUUUACAUGUUUUUACACACUUUCACAUCUUUGGGUCCACAAAAACAUGUUUCAUUUAGAAAAACGGUCUUAAAUCACUAAGUGAUAUGUGUUCCUUUAGAUCAAGAGGUCAGGCGGUUCAGGGAGCACUUCAUCAGAAAGAGAGGUUAUGUCAGGAUCAGAGCAGGAGAAAUAGUAUAAAAACACAGAAAGGAGGAAAGUCUCAUAAAAGGGCAGUAAAAUUGAAAAGAGGUUGUUGGUAUAAGAACUGUUUGGUUAGUAUCUGUUAGUUAAAGUGAUUUUAUCCAUCAGAAGAAUGAAAGUUCACUGCUUGGCUCUUCUAUUGCUGUCAUUGUCAGCGACCAGCACGCAGGCCUUAUGGAGGAUAAAACUGAAGAAAAUGCCCUCCAUAAGAGAAAACCUUAAGGAAAUGGGCAUCACACCAGCUCAAGUGUUGUCACAGAUUAUGCCGAAAACAGAUGAACCUUCACCCAAAAAUGGCACAGCACCAACACCUCUGAUCAACUACUUAGAUACACAGUACUUUGGUGAAAUUAGCAUUGGUUCACCAGCUCAGAUGUUUAAUGUGGUGUUUGACACUGGAUCUGCCAACCUCUGGGUUCCUUCACACAGCUGUUCUCCUUUAUACACAGCCUGUUUCACCCACAACAGGUAUGACGCUUCCAAAUCUAUCACUCACAUUUACAACGGCACAGGAUUCUCCAUCCAGUACGCGUCAGGAAAUGUCAGAGGAUUUCUGAGCGAGGAUGUGGUUAUUGUGGGUGGUAUCCCAGUGGUCCAAGUGUUUGCCGAAGCAACCGCUCUCCCUGCUAUCCCGUUCAUUUUUGCCAAGUUUGAUGGAGUGUUGGGAAUGGGCUAUCCAAAUGUAGCUAUUGAUGGAAUUACACCUGUAUUUGAUCGCAUCAUGUCACAGCGUGUCCUAAAAGAGGAUGUUUUCUCUGUGUACUACAGUAGAAACCCAACACACAUACCCGGUGGAGAGUUGGUGCUGGGUGGCACAGACCCGAACUACCACACUGGAUCUAUCCACUAUAUAAAUACCAAAGAGGAAGGCAAGUGGGAGAUCCUCAUGAAGGGAGUUUCUGUUGGAGCAGAUAUGCUGUUUUGCGCAGAAGGCUGCAGUGCUGUAAUUGAUACAGGCUCCUCCUACAUCACAGGCCCCGCCUCCUCUAUUUAUAUUCUGAUGAAAACAAUCGGUGCAACUGAACUGGCAGAGGGAGAGUUUACCGUGAGCUGUGAUCUGGUCAAGUCCUUACCCAGCGUGGCCUUUCAUUUUGGUGAUCAGGAAUAUCCUCUUACAGAAGAGGACUAUAUUCUCUGGCAAUCAGAGUUUGGCGAGGACAUCUGCACAGUGACAUUCAAAGCGUUGGAUGUGCCGCCCCCUACUGGUCCUGUCUGGAUACUGGGAGCAAACUUCAUAGCUCGAUAUUAUGCUGCGUUCGAUCGAAGAAACAAUCGCAUUGGCUUUGCUCGUGCAGUCUAACAUUCAGUGGGUCCAAUUUGACGUCUACUGAGUUCAUAAAUACCUGAUCUGUCACGUUAAUAACUAAAUAUAAUGACACACAUACAUAAGGAAACUUAAAGGGAUAGUUCACUCAAAAAUUAAAACUUUGUAAUCAUUUACUCACCCUCAUGUUGUUACAAACCUGUAAAAAUGUAUUUGUUUUGAUAAACACGAAUGAAGAUAUUUUGAGGAAUGUGUGUAACCAAACCAAUCGUGAGCCUUAUUCACUUCCAUAGUAUGAAAAAAGAAAAGCGGAGAAUGGGGGCGAAAGUACCAUUUUUCAGAAAAACUUAAUUUAAAAAAAAUAAUGUUAUAGACAGAGAUAUAUUUUUGCUGUGGUCAAUAACUCACAAGUGUGGUCUAUCAAUACCAGGUGGAAUUUUGUAAAAAUGUAAAACGACUUCAGUAUAAUUUCACUUUAAACAUAAGUAGCGAAUUGUUACACAACACAACAAGAUAGAUUUUUGUGUUACACUUUUUUUAAUUAAAUAUACUAAGACCUCGUUAAUAUGUAACUGCAAACAUAUUUUGCAAUUAUCUUUGUAAAAUAUUAUGAAAUUAAAUUUUCAUUUUAAAUUUCAGUUUUAUCAAAUGUUUCAAAAGCAACGAAAAGUACAAACUUAAAUUGUUGAGAAUAAAGCAUUUUUUCAACAGUUUUAACACUAUGAAAAUGAAAUUAAAUCAAAUUAGAAUAAUAUAAAUUUUCAACAUAUACAACAGUAUUAGCAGCGGGACAAAAGCAACAAGUGUUACUUUCGACCUGACACGAUCUCCUCACAUUUAAACUUGAUUUACUUUUAUUUUGAAAACCUUAGAGGUGUCAAACUUCAGGAUGUGUUAGAUCACUGAAUAACCUGCAGAUUGAUCAGUACUUUAACACAUGAAACCAGAAACACAACGCGUUAUAAGAAAAAAAUGACCACUUUAGGAAUUUACUUAUCAUGGUUGAAAACACCUUUCUGGAUCUACACGCUGAAAACAGUGAGUAAAUAACGUGAUAUUUGUCAGGUCUGUCAGGGGUUGUGUGCCUAAGAUGCUGUCGUAGUUUGGGAUGCAAAUGUUAUCAGGGCUCGGAGAAAAUCGCUUUGUUACUUUCGUCCCGAGUUACUUUUGCCCCGAUUCUCCCCUACUGUGAAAAAAAUGGGGCUCGUGAACGGUUUGGUUACAAACAUUUCUCAAAAUAUCUUUCUUUGUGUUCAUCAAAAUAAAGAAAUUCAUAUAGGUUUGUAACAACAUAAGAGUGAGUAAAUGAUGACAGAAUUUUCAUUUUUGGGUGAACUAUCCCUUUAAAUGAUCAUUGUAUAGUUAUAAGGUCAGAGACAAACGCUGAUUUAUAACAGACCCCAAAUUAUGAUUUAGUUCAGGGUUCAGAUGUAUUUUCCCAUUAUCCAAAUUUGAAUGAAGAUAGGGGAGACUGUUCCUAGAUCAGUAAACGAUUUUGAAUUUACAACAGAGGGAAAAAUAAGUGGUUUAAAACACAUUUUCGUGGCUCAGUGACAGGAAAUAAUGAAGUUGCAUUCUCUUGACAUUUGGUUUUAGUUUAAACUGAAUGCUUAUUGAUCAUUAAAAACAAGAUGCAGUUAAAUGCAAGCACACACACAGUAGUCCGCUGCAAACGUCAAGUUUAACUUGAAAAUGUGUUAGUGGGUUCAUUGACUUUAUUUACUAUAUAUUUUUUCCACUUUCCACUGUCUUGUUUCUGACUACAGCUUAUUUCUGUAGUCUGACUUUUGCACCAAGAAAAAUAUUUAAAUGAUCAGAAAAACCCAUAUUUCCAGAAAUGCACAUUUUGAACCGUUGCAAUUUCUACUACUACAUAUUGUAAGACAUUAAUAUCAAUAUCUAUACAUUUCUUGUGUGUAAUCAUGUUUUACUAGUGUCCUACAUUGUGUGAAUUAUGUGAAAACUAAAUAAACUAAAUGCAA